Messenger RNA from Manduca sexta (tobacco hornworm), 5836 nucleotides. RefSeq names its product zinc finger protein 1 homolog. Bases 421 to 999 code for a protein of 192 amino acids. Gene Ontology annotation, cellular component: nucleus. Lineage: Eukaryota; Metazoa; Arthropoda; Insecta; Lepidoptera; Sphingidae. The transcript is spliced from 3 exons. The record is from RefSeq and is a predicted model, not a curated record.
ACACUUAGAAAAAAAUACAUAGCCAUAUUUUUAUUUAUUUGACAUUAUUUAUUAUCUUUCUCUGUCACCCUUUAAAAGUUAUGAAUUAUACUAUCUUCUCUGUACAAUAAUGUCAACAAUGCAAUUUGAACCCGAAACAAAGUUUAGUAAAAAAGAAACAAGGAUUAUUCUAUUAUGAGAUUUAAUGCUUAUUUUAACUAAGUAAAAAUAACAAAAAUAAUAAGUAGAGUUUGUUUAUAUUUAAUAAAAAAAGUGCUAAUGUCUAUUGCGGAACGUUUUCAUUCACUUGGAUUGCUAUAAAAUGUUAUGUUAUAAACAUGAACAAACAUAAAAAAAAAUGUAUUUAUCGUAAUCGGAGGUGGUAAGCGAAGCACUGCACGGUUAAUUUGCAUCGUUGGAUCACUAUUUUUGGCACAUUAAAUGGAACAAACAGAAAUUGAAGCCGUGGUUGUCAAGACCGAGGUGAUAGAAAUAUCUGAUGAGGAAGAACAACCCAAACCCAAGAGAAAGAGGACCAAGAAACCAGUGGCGCCAUCGGAGCGCCUGCCGUGCGAUGAGUGUCACAAAACUUUUGCUACCAAAUAUGAGCUAAAGAAACACAACCGAACCCACACAGGAGAGAGGCCGUACAUGUGCCCCAUUUGUGGAAAGACGUACACUCAGCUGGGCCAUCUCAGCAUACAUCAGCUCAUGCACGCCGGCAUCAAGAACCACCACUGCACGGAAUGUGGAAUGUCCUUCUACAGAAAAGCUGAUUUAGACCGUCACGAGAAAACUCAUUCAGGCAUCAAGCCUCAUACAUGUGAAAUAUGCUCUAAAAGUUUCUCCCAAAAGAAUAAUCUUGUGAUGCAUCUGAAAAUGCAUAUAGGAGACAGGGCCCAUGUCUGCCUGGUGUGUAACAAGCGGUUCAUGACUCGGAGUAAACUGAUGCUUCAUUCCAAGAGACAUGAGAAGGAUAAAAAAUUAAAGAAUUUGGUUGGUAUCGUAGAAUCUGACUGAUUUUAAUAUCUGAUAUUUAUCUAUUGUCUCAAUGUUAAAAUAGAAAUUCCAUGACAUUGAAGUGUAUUUUUAAGAAUGUAAAUGAGCCAAGUUAUAAAUUAUAUUUUCCCAGGACAAUGUUUUAGUGAUGCAUAAUUUUUUAUUACCCAGUUUUCAUAUGUCUGUGUUUUGUGUAUAAGUUGGAUAAGCUAAAACAAACAAACACCUUUUAUUAUUGACCAGUUGAGGAAGAAAUGUUUGUUAAUUUAUGUUUAUAAUGGAUAAUUAAUUUCUCUUUAUUUUGAUUUCUGUUUGAUUGUUUAUGCAAAUACAAUACAUGAGUUUCUUACUUAAAAAUGUAAUCUGCUAUGACGUAAAAUAUAAAAAAUACCAUUAUAUUUUGUUAGAAGAUAUGGUGCAAGUCAGUAUUUCAAAGCUAAGUACUUAAGCGGUGAAUGUAUAUAAGGAAUAUGGUUUAAAAAAUAUUUAAUUAGUACAUAAUUUUAUUUUAAUAACUAUACAAUAUGUUUCGCUUUAAUUUUAAUUAAGCAAUCAUUGUCUAAUUGUUCGUACAAGCGCAUCUAUUUGAAACACCUUGAUUAUGUUCGAAUGCCCCAAAUGAGUAUUAUGAAUAAAAUAUAAAAGAAAAAGCCAUUGUAAUAGCGAAAACGUUACGCAAUUUUGUAAAAAAUAGAAUUAGUUUUGUCUGUUAGAAAUGGAGUAUGUUGCAGACUAAAAACGCCUUCAAAAUUUAUAAACUGGACAGUUUUUUUACUAUUAGUAGAGUUUACACUACAUCGAAUGUAUAUCAGUAACACUAUUUUCUUGUUCUUCAUAGCACAUCUAAAGGUUUCGUAACUUUCUGGUACGCUAUAUCUUGUUCUGAGACGCUAUAUAAUAAUAAAAUUGACAGCAUGUCAUCAUGCAUUUUUACACCCAUAUCGGUUAACAUAUUUGCGGCCUCGAAGGAAUUAUUCAAAUGGCCUUCUACAUAACUUCCAUCCUUCAUGGUUUUCAAUGUUAAUUUCUUUAUCCCGUGAGGUAGCUGAAUGUUUGCCGGCAAACAUUGACAGCUACGCGUGUGACGGAAAAAUAACCUUAUUAUGUAGUAUAUAUGUAGUAUAUAAGGUUAUAAUCCCGUGACACACGCAAAUGUCAUGUAGCUGUCUUGGCUCGCCGGCGAUUCACGAGAGACCAAGAGUAGACUUGCCUUUCUUACGAGCCUUUAGAUGCGUAAAUUUUCUCAAGUUUCUCCCACAUAUCGUCCGAAGUGGCGCACCCUCUAAUGUGUUUCAGCUCACCUCGACAGAUUGCCAUAAUUAAAUCAGCUUUUGGCAUAUCGUCUUUGUCAGACCAGGCGUUCGCUUCUAUUACAGUGUCCAGCUUAGGUAACAAUUUAUUGACGUAUUUCCAUACUUAAUUUUACUAAAGAUAAGGCAUUUAUAAAUGAUGUGAGUUCAGGUAACUGUGAUGACAGUCAAACGUGUAGGAAAUCUUUAUAUUUUUAAAGGACUGGAAGAAAAACGAUGUUGCUGUUAUACGUUCGAUGUAGUGUAAACUCCGCUAAUAGUAAAUAAAUUGUUCAGUUUAUAAAUUCUAAAGGCGUUAUUCAUAUCCCACUCCUAAGACUGUCGGUCUCAUCUUACUUGCGCUAAAAUCUGUUAAAUGCGCGUGUAGGAAAAAAGCUCGUAGGCUGCGCAAGCGUCUUUCUCAAACAGUGACGGCCUAAUGCGAAACCGAGAAUUAUUUUGUGCGGGGACACAUUACCUACAUUAAACGUUCGUACACAAUUGCAGAAAAUGUAUUUAAUAAAAUUAUAAUGUUACUUAAUGAUAACAACAAUUUUCGAUUCUCUUUGACCAUCAUUUUACAUAUUUCAAUUCGUUUUUAAACCCUUAUAGAGUGUUGACUCAGAGAGUACAACCAAUUUAAUCACCAAACCGAUUUCCGAGAGUAACUGUUUUUGUGUGUGUUCUUUGCAAGAGCGAGGUCCAUGGAAGCGCGAGGGCCGGAGUGGUGGGUCGAUUUGCCAUCCACUAAUAAAAUUGCACGUAAACAAGUCCAGUAUUAGGUCGCGAUAGCCGCGCGCCUUGUUUUUCAUAUUUAGACGUAUCCUUGCAUUAUGUUUUUUUAAGUGUAAAAUGGGAAAAUAUUUUCCUAUUGCGACAACUCGAAAUUUCUACGUUUUAAAGUUUAAACUAAUUUAAAUAGUAGACAAGGAUAGAAUUCACUUUUAGUGUUCAAAUACUAUAAACUACUUUCUGUUUUCAUCAGGCGUUCUAAGAUUUUUUUAUAGAUAAAUAAUUUUAGCCACUCUACGACGAACACUUUAAUUAUUUACAGUUAAUUUCCUUUAGUUAAAAAUUAGAAUGAGUACUUUUAAAUUGUGUUCAGGUAUUUUUUAUAUCUGGAUAGUAAUAACAUAAUGAACAUUUUAAAUAAAGAUUUUUGAACGCGCUUAUCUCAUAGCUUUUCACAAAGCGGAUCUGCGACGCAUUCGUCAAAUGUAAUGUGUUUUUUUUGGUUUCGCGGUGAUAGUGCUUUAUUACCACCGCCCAGCCUUCGUAGGGGGCGACUGAGCAGGUGGGGUCACUAUGGCUUACGACCCGGUGUUGAGUCGCUCAGAUUUGAUGUUGUCCUUCGGGAAAUGUGAACCCUAACCUUUUGUUAGUUACGCGCAGGCGCGGCAAUCGCCAUUUGAAAAUUUCCCAAACAUUUCAUAGUAUUUUUAAGGAUUUUUCUUUAGGAAAGAACCAUCGUACGCUUCCCCUGAUAAUAUUACGAAAUGGAUUUUAUCUAUUCAAAAAGUUUAUCUUUCGAUUAAUGUUUUAAUAUCUAACAAGUAACAUUUUGUCAACCUUAAAUUGAUGGUAAGAAAGGUAACGGAAACGUUGAUUGCAUGUCAGUUUUCUGCGAGACUGUACGUCCUUCAUUUUGGAACUGCGGAGGCCUAAACUAAUCGACUUUCCUUUAAGCUAGAAUCCACGAAUUCUACAUAAUUGUAUGUGUUAUUGAAUGAUCACUUAAAAUUGCUUUAUGAUUAGUAGAGUUAGCUGGCCUAUGCUAUUAAAAAAUAUGAGGGGCGAUUGACUGACCCCCUUCCCUCGAUUUUGUGUGUCUGCGCACUUUUAUAUAUAAAACAAAUAUCUGCUAUGCUACUUCAUUGACCAAAUGCUGGGUAGUUACGUCUCUAGAACUAGCCAAGCUGACCAAGAUAAAUAAUAUAUAACGACGGGUGAAAAGCAUUGACUUAAGCGCCAUUUUUUUGCGACACUAAGGCUGGCUUGCACAGCGACUUAUUAAACAUAUUUAGUGCUAAACACAUUUAAAUCUUCGUGCUGUCACUGUCAUCGGAGGCGACCUUUGGGGGAGGCGAACCGAGCAACCGCCCGGGGCCUUGCGCUUACAGAGGCCUCGCGCGGUGCCUCGCAGGACCUUUUUUUAUGUUCUUACCGACGAAACUGUUAAAACAGGGGAACGUGUUUUUACUCUGCCCGGGGCCUCGCGUCUGUUUCUUUUUGCUUUCGCCUGGGCCUCGCUUCGUUUAAGGCCGCCACUGACUGUCAUCUUUUUAAGAGUUGAUGAAGACAGUAUUAUGAUUAAAACAUAUUUAGCCUUAAUCAUUUUUAGUGAGUGGUUGUGGAAGUCGGCUUAAGUUACAUACAUAUUUAAAAUCAGCACUUUUUUCUAAGUUUUUUUCAACAUAGUUAAAAUUUUUCGAAAAAUUUAAUACGACGAAAUUUUAAAGGCCGAAAUAUCCAUGCAUAUUAAUUAUUUUUACGUUUUUCUUUCAACUGCGAGAAGUAAUCACUAACUAGACGUGAAUUUAAAUUCUUUACUUGUCAAUACUUGUUUAGUUACCCAGAUUUAAGGUGAAACAAAAUGUAUGAAAAAUGGACCUUAAGCUAUAACCUUAAGUCAAUUAGCUUUUCAACCGCCGAUAAUUAACCUCGAAAUAAUGUGCAAGCAGAUCGACCUAAGACUACGCAAUGUCAAUUGUGAAUUGACCACGUAACAAUAUCUUUACAAAUGUUAUUCUAAUGUUUAAUAUAAUUUUAAUCAUAAGUUAGGGGAAAUGUUAAGUUCUUAAAUAGAUCGCUAGAUAUGCGAAGAAUCUAUUUAUUUCGAAUGAACUAAUUAUGAUUGUGAAUGUAUUUUACAGUGAUACAGUCUCAACAGUGUUUUUGUAUCUAUUGCUAAAGGACUACACAGAAUAUAUCCAAUAUAUUUUUAAGUAAUAAUGUUCAGCCGUAAGUAGGUCUAUUAUAACUUUCAUGCAGAACGGAAAUUUAAAAUGUUCAGUUUUGAAAGUAAUAAUAGGUUUUUACCCAUUUGUAUUUACAAAUGUUUCUUGGAGGGUAAUGUCAUUAACGACUCAUUAGUGCUUAAUUAUGGCUACUACUACUACUAAUACUAACAGUACGGAAGGGUGAAGUUUUGCGAAACGGAACACAACAUAUAGGUACUAAGAGAGAUUUUUUGUGGGGCCACGUGGAGGCGCGUAGUGCCCCCAAAAGAAAUUUCAAAAAUAUCAAGAAAAUUGCCAUUAAAAGGUACAGGUAGGAAGAGGGGCCUGGGUACUAAUAUGCAUAAAUGUAGUCUGCAAAUCGUUAUAAUGAUUAUAAAUAGAUUUAACAUAAAUUAUGAAAGGAGUCAGCAGAAAUUAGGUUAUAUGGGACCCUUCGCCACUGCAAGCAACCAAUAUUUAUGAUUUGGCUUCUGUGUGCUUUUGCAAGUGGAUAUAUUUAUUCAUUUCUGCAAAACGUUGUUGGGAUUGCGUCAUUUUCAGCAAGUGUUAUGUAUUUCUAAUCGUUGUAAAUAUUUUUAUUGUUUUUGAAUAAAAUGCAUUCCAGAUGAA